This is a messenger RNA of Coregonus clupeaformis (lake whitefish), 1128 nucleotides long. RefSeq names its product RNA pseudouridine synthase domain containing 1 (gene rpusd1). Lineage: Eukaryota; Metazoa; Chordata; Actinopteri; Salmoniformes; Salmonidae. Gene Ontology annotation, biological process: pseudouridine synthesis. The transcript is spliced from 6 exons. Gene Ontology annotation, molecular function: pseudouridine synthase activity; RNA binding. The coding region runs from base 4 to 1128 and encodes 374 amino acids. The record is from RefSeq and is a predicted model, not a curated record.
GGUAUGGAACCAGGCAGCGGUAUGGAACCUGGCAGUGUGGAACCUGGCAGUGUGGAACCAGGCAGCGGUAUGGAACCUGGCAGUGUGGAACCAGGCAGCGGUAUGGAACCUGGCAGUGUGGAACCAGGCAGCGGUAUGGAACCAGGCAGUGUGGAACCAACCAGUAUGGAACCGCUGGAAACGACCAGGGGUGGGGAACCGGCCAGUGUUGACAGUCUGAAGGUUCUGUUUCAGAGCUGUGACUACAUCAUAGUGGAUAAGCACUGGGACAUCCGCAUCGACAGCAAGAUGUGGUACGAGAAACACACAGUCCAGAAACAGCUGGGACUCCGCUUCCCUGAGCUGGCCGACCCCAGGACAUACUAUGGCUUCAGGUUCUGUCAUCAGCUAGAUUUCUCCACCAGUGGGGUUCUGUGUGUGGCUCUGAACAAGGCAGCUGCUGGCCGGGCUUACCACUGCUUUAAAGACCGCAGGGCUACCAAGGCCUACCUAGCACUGGUGCGAGGCUGGGUAGAGGAGGAGACGAUGACUAUAGAUUUCUCCAUCGGUGAAAACACCACAGAGGGAAGAACACACAUGAUGUGUAUCCAAGGAACAGAUGGUUGUGAGAACCCCAAGGCCUGUCAGACCCAGCUCACAGUGUUGGAGUACGGAUCUUACGACGGAGACCCUGUCACCAAAGUGCUGCUGCAGCCUCUCACAGGGCGUACCCACCAGCUGAGGGUCCACUGUGAGGCGGUAGGUCACCCCAUCGUAGGAGACUACACCUACAGCCUGGGAGCAGACAGCGCCCCCUAUCGUAUGAUGCUGCACGCACACCUCCUGCACCUCCCCCUGGAGCCCCUCCCCCUGCAGGCCGCUGCCCCUGACCCCUUCACCACGCCCACUGACCCCCGCUGGCGCCCGCAUCACCGCCUCCGGACUGUAGAGGGAGCCGUGGAGAGCCUGCUGGAGGACAGAGCAGGAGGAGAAGAAGAAACUCUGCUACCAAAAGAGCAGGAGUCCUACAGAGAGUCUGAUCAGAGCAUAGCACAGCAGGAGUCCUACAGAGAGUCUGAUCAGAGCAUAGCACAGCAGGAGUCCUACAGAGAGUCUGAUCAGAGCAUAGCGGAGCAGGAGUCCUACUGA